Molecule: messenger RNA, 1989 nt
Organism: Diuraphis noxia (Russian wheat aphid)
Lineage: Eukaryota; Metazoa; Arthropoda; Insecta; Hemiptera; Aphididae
Gene: Smyd3
Product: SET and MYND domain containing, class 3
Cellular component (GO): nucleus
Molecular function (GO): protein binding
Source: RefSeq, a predicted model, not a curated record
UUAUUUUCGUACGGGGACGUCGGAGUUGCGGACGUCGUCGCCUCGUCCGGUGUGCGGCUGUGCAAUAUAGCAAUAUAUUCUAUUAUUUUAGUCAUAGAUAUUACCACAGAGUCGACGAGGUGCAUUGACAAGUUGCCCAAAACGGACGGUUACAUUUAGGUAAUCGCAGCCCUUGGCGUACGCCGACCGAUCGACUAUGGACAAAAAAAGAAAAGGCUAUAGAAGAGGAGACACAAUUUUAAUCGAUAAACCGUUUGUUCACGCUCUAAAGUCUACAUUCAAAAACGAAAAAUGUGAUUAUUGCUACUCCGAGGAUAACCUGUCUAGAUGUUCAGGAUGUCAAUACAUCCUUUAUUGUAACCGUACUUGCCAGAAGCUUUCCUGGACUGAGCAUAAGCGAGAAUGUGCUAGAAUGAAAAAAAUUCAUCCUAAAAUACUACCAGAUGCAGCACGGAUUAUGUCAAAAAUACUAAUUAAGCUUAAGAAUGGAGGAAGUACAGAAAAAGGUUAUUACACAUCUAAUCGUUCUAGAACAUUCAAGGAUCUCAUGUCACAUUAUCCAGAUUUAAAGGAUGACACCCAUCGAUUAGAACAUUUCUCUACACUAUGUGAAGUGUUAAAAGAAUACAUGGGUGAAGUUAAUCUUCCUAACGCUGUUGAAUUACUUGGAAUUUAUGGCCGGAUGUGCAUUAAUGCAUUUAAUAUAUUGGAUGAUAAUUUAAACACCAUAGGAACUGGAAUAUAUUUAGCAGCUUCAGUAAUAAAUCAUUCAUGUGUACCUAAUGCAACUGCAACAUUUGAUGGUAGUACAUUGAGAAUUGGUGCUAUUAUGGAUAUUGAAUAUUCUGAUCCAGAAUUGCAUGUAUUUAUAUCAUAUUUGGAACUCAUGCAAACUACAUCAGAAAGACGAAGUGAAUUACAAAAUAACUAUUAUUUCUUAUGUGAAUGCUUACGUUGUGUUACAAAUUAUGAGCAAAAUUUUGUAAACUCAAUGCUCUGUGAAAAUUCUGAUUGUCAAGCUGCAGUUCCUAUGAAAAGCAAACAAGAUGAGGUUUUGGAUUCAAUUAGUUGUUCAAAAUGUUUGAAAAAAAUCAGUGAAGAUAAAAUUAAAACCUUUUACGAUGUGACUGAUUUCACAGAGUUCCAAUUAAGUAGAAUGAAAGAUAUUGGUUAUCUUGAUGUUUGUAAAAUGUGUCUGGAGAAACAAAAUGGUAUCUUUCAUCCAAACAACAUUAACCAUGUUAAAAUAUUGGAUUUAGCUUUUGAAAGUGCCAUAAAAAUGGAGCAAUGGAAAGAGAGUUUGAAAUAUGGAAUUCUUUUGAUCGAUGGAUAUAGGGUUUAUUAUAAUGAAUGGCACCCUUCUUUAGGAGUUUUGUACAUGAAAUUGUUUAAAUUGUCUUCCAUUGUUGAAAAUUCUGAAUCAGCUGUAAAGUACUUGAAAAAGGGAAUGUCUAUCUUAAAAGUCACACAUGGGGAAGAUCAUAAAUUAUAUAAAAAUGAAGUUCUUCCAUACUAUAAAGAAUUAAUUCAGUAUUUUUAAACAUUAAAUAAUAAAUUCAAUAUUUGAUGYAUUAAUAUGUAAUGAUAUAAUAUUAUGACGUACAUGAUUGUGUUUUGUGUACAUAGUUUAUACUAAUAGACGGAACAUGGUUGUAGCUCCGGUGUCCAAGUGUGAKKUGGCGCUGAUUAAGGUAGUACACCGUACAAGAACUAUGAGAUUGUGAAAUAAUUUUUUAUUUUACUUGUUCCUACGACUUAUCAAUACACUGCAUAUUGUCACAAUAGUAAUAGUAUAUUAUUGUUAUCCUUCUGGUUUCAAAUUUUCAACUGUUUGUCUUGAAUCUUUCAAUAAUAUACUUUUUAUUUAUAUUUGCCUUUUAGGUAUUAUUUUUUGGUUUUCCUUAUGUUKAUUAACUUAAUUUUGACUUUCAAGUUUGUACUAAGAUGCUUAGGUCAGAAUAAAGUUUACAAAACUAAUUUUAUUUGAAA